AUGAAGAUCGGCAUCAUCAAUGCCGGCAAUAUCGGCUUAAAUCUCGCUGUUGGCUGGAUUUGUCAUGGACAUGAUAUUAUGCUGAGCAAAGACACACAUCCGGAACAGCUCAUGGAGCGUACCAGAAUCCUAGGGUUGGGCCGCGGGCUUAGCGAAACUGAGCUAUCCAAGUUCCAGUACGGUUCACUGGCGGACGCAGCCCAAUUCGGAGACAUUGUUGUCAUGGCGGUCUAUUUCCCACGACUUGAACAUGUGCUGGAAGAACUUCGCAUAGACGGCGUAACCCUCUCGGGGAAGAUAGUGAUUGAUACAAUGAAUCCACUCAACGUCGAUGCCGGCUUUAACCACUUCCACGAUCUCAAGUUCAUGGAGCAAACUUCCGUUACGGAGAGGCUUCAACUGGAAUUUCCAGAGGCUAUUCUAUUCAAGGCAUUCAAUAAUGUCCCAGCAGGUCUGCUUGACAUAACGAAAUGGUCCGAUGGCCACUAUCCGUCAAUCCUUUUUAUCGGUGGAAACUCCGUCGAGGAUGUUGUUCGGGUUCGAGCACUCAUUGGAACCUCUGGAUUCAAGCCUCAAUUUGCAGGGCACAAUUUGUCGGACUCAAGGAUAUUGGAGAAAUUGGGCAUAUUGAUGCAUCGCUUGGCAGACAACGAGUAUGGAGGCGACACUGCCAUCGCUAUUAGUGUAUUCAAGAGCCCAAGCGAAUGA
Molecule: messenger RNA, 708 nt
Organism: Clonostachys rhizophaga
Lineage: Eukaryota; Fungi; Ascomycota; Sordariomycetes; Hypocreales; Bionectriaceae
Source: the annotation of a GenBank genome assembly